This is a messenger RNA of Helobdella robusta, 2290 nucleotides long. RefSeq lists its product as hypothetical. The transcript is spliced from 18 exons. Gene Ontology annotation, cellular component: nuclear inner membrane. The coding region runs from base 25 to 2145 and encodes 706 amino acids. Gene Ontology annotation, molecular function: mannosyltransferase activity. The record is from RefSeq and is a predicted model, not a curated record. NCBI's taxonomy places the organism in Eukaryota, Metazoa, Annelida, Clitellata, Rhynchobdellida, Glossiphoniidae.
AAUACCAGAAACCACAUCGCGAAUAUGUUUGAGAGUGACAGGCACUUUUCGCAUCUCAGCACUUUGGAGAGGGAGCUAACUUUCAGAACGGAAAUGGGUCUGUACUACUCCUACUUCAAAACGAUAGCUCAAGCACCCACUUUCAUCAGCGGUAUGAAGCAGAUCAUGUUCGAUACGGUGACAGAGUACCCUCUGACUAUUAACACACUCAAGAGGUUUAAUCUAUACCCAGAGGUCUUGUUAGGUGCGAUGUAUCGAAUUUACGAGUGGCUGGCCAAAAUGUUAAAGUACCAGACCAUGGUUUGCUACAGUGUUAACAGAGGGAAAAAUUUAUCCCCGGUUCAAAGUUGCGAAGGUCUCGGCGAGAAGCCGUACUUCUACGUGGAGGCGGUAUUUCUACUGAACGGGCUGAACAUGGGACUGUUCUUUCUCUUUGGAUGGUACUUGAGUGGCUCAUAUUUUGGAGGAUUGAUAACUGUUCUGUGCUUUUUCUUCAAUCAUGGAGAGUGCACUAGAGUACAAUGGACGCCUCCGCUUAGAGAAAGUUUCGCCUACCCAUUCCUCGUUCUGCAAAUGUUCCUCGUUACCAAAACUAUCAAAUCAGGGAAAACAUCCUUUAAGACGCACAGCCUCCCGAUAGCGGUAGCCACAACAUGCUUCAUGCUACCCUGGCAGUUUGCUCAGUUCGCCUUGUUGAUGCAGACCCUUUCGGUGUAUGCCACUUACUUACUCGGCCUUAUCAGGUCAGCCACUCUGCAAGUUAUCAUCGCUGGUCAAUCGUUGGGCCUUCUCGUCUCAGUCCUCUUCCUGUUCGCCAAUGAGAUGCUCGUGACCUCAUUCUUCUCCUCCUCAUUGGUCUCUAUUUGGAUAAUACUCUACACUGAAAAGUAUUUAAACAAGUUAAAUCUUCCACAUCUGUUCAAAAGCAUAAUUCAGGGUUUGUCGUUAUUGGCGAUGACAUUCUACAUAAAGAUCAUCAUCUCGAAACUACUAAAUGUUACUGAUGAUGAACAUAUAGGCGAUUUAUUCAGAAGCAAGUUCAGUAACUUCCAGAACUUCCACACGCAGCUCUAUGUCUGCGCACCCGAGUUCGAUUUCAUGGAGCUCGCUACGCCAAUUAGGUUGACAAAAACAUUACUGUUGCCUUGCAGUACCUUUAUCACACUCGUCAUCAUCAUCAAGGUGUGUUUGUUUGUUUGUCUAUUAUCACCAUCAUCAUCAUCACAUUCCUCCAACCCAUCAUCGUCAUCAUCACCGCCGGACCUCGAACAAGCAUCAUUCGUUUACCACACAUUCCAACUAUCUGCCUACUCGGCCAUGGCUAUCAUUAUCAUGAGGCUCAAGCUUUUUUGGACGCCCCACCUCUGCUUGAUGACGUCAUUGCUGGCCAAUCAGCGACUCCUGCCAUGGUUGGGCAGCAGGUACAAACACUUUAGCAUAAUCGCAUGCAUCGCCGCCCUCAUGGGCUGCCAGGGCGUGGUCAACUUGAGGCAGCAGUGGAGCGUUCAGGGAGAGUUCAGCAACAUUCAGAUGGAAGAAAUGAUUGAGUGGAUCAACCAUAGAACGCCUCGAGAUGCAGUCUUCGCCGGUCCAAUGCCGACGAUGGCGACAGUUAAGUUGUGCACAGGGCGGCCUAUUGUCAAUCAUCCCCAUUAUGAAGAUGCCGGCCUGAGGAAUCGAACCCGGAUGGUGUACACUGUGUUCAGUCGCAAAAGUUCAGAGUUGAUGUACAGGAUAUUCACUGAAAUGAAAGUGCAAUACUUCAUCGUUGAGGAACAAUGGUGCCUGAGAAGAUCCAAACCCGGUUGCGGCAUGACGGAUAUAUGGGACAUGGAGGACCGGGAUAACCUUGCGUUCGAACCCCUGUGCAAAAGAUUGUACGACGACCCCUCCCCCUAUUUUGUCAAAGUUUUUAAGAAUAACGUCUAUGAUAUCUUCAGAGUUCUCGAUAACAACAAAGUGAAUAAGAAUAGCAAUAAUAAUAACAACAACAAUAAUAAUAAUGAUAAUGAUGAUGAUGAUGAUGUUAAAAGCAAAGUUAACGAAGUCAACGACGGCAUUAAUGUUGUCGAUAUUGACGAUGACGUCAGUCUGGAUGGUGACGAUGAACUUGGUGGUGGUUAUGGCAAUGAUGCUGCUAGAUGAUGGUGGUGAUGGUGAUGCUAUAUGAUGAUGAUGAUGAUGAUGAUGAUGAUGGGGGUGAUGAUGAUAAUGAUUAUAAGUGAUUAUUUUUCAUCUAUAUGCGAAGGCAUUUUUACUGGGAAAAAUCAAUUUCAUUUUGAAAAUAUUG